CUGAAGUCACGGUCUAUUUGUGCCACGAAGACAAAAUGGCGGACCCAAGUCACCAAUAGUUGACUUGAGGGGCUUCACGACCAACAUGGAGUAGUAGUAGAAGACGGAGAAUAAUAGAUUUUUCCCUCCAGUUAUUCGUCUGGCGGUAUUGCGGGUUUUCAGGGCCACUUGCCUUCAUAAUGCGUUGUAAUGUUGCCAUUUGUACGGCCGCUUGGUCGGUUGUUUUGUUGGCUUUAGUCCCUGAAUGCUUCGCAAUGUCGAACGACGAGAAACGAAAAAUGCGAGGCCAAGUUAAAGAAAUGUUUCGGCAUGCUUACAACUCAUACAUGUCGUUUGCUUACCCUGCAGAUGAGCUCAUGCCGUUGAGCUGCAAAGGGCGCGUCAGAGGGGUCGACCCAAGCCGUGGUGAUGUUGAUGAUGCACUUGGGAUGUUCUCCUUGACCCUAGUGGAUACCUUAGACACCCUUGCUGUUCUUGGUGAAGUAUCAGAGUUCGAGAAAGCGGUCAAGCUUGUUAUUAAAGAUGUCCACUUUGAUACUGACGUUGUGGUCUCUGUAUUUGAGACAAAUAUAAGGAUUGUGGGGGGGCUUCUUGGUGGCCAUGUGGCGGCUGAUUCCUUGAAGAAGUCUGGCAAAGGCCUGUCAUGGUACAACGGAGAGCUUUUAGCCUUGGCCAAGAAAGCAGGGGAGUGUCUUUUGCCAGCCUUCAAUACCACCACAGGCAUACCCUAUCCCAAGGUGAAUCUGAAAUAUGGUAUCCACCACCCUGAUUCUAACACUGGUACGGAGGUGGACACCUGUACUGCAUGCGCAGGGACAAUGAUCAUGGAAUUUGGAGCCCUUUCUCGUCUCACUGGAGACCCAAUCUUUGAGGAAAAAGCAAAAAAGGCAAUGGAAUCCUUGUGGAAAUUCCGUAGCAGGGCGUCUGACCUUGUUGGUACAGUGAUCAACAUUCACAAUGGUGACUGGGUCAGGAGAGAUAGCGGUGUUGGGGCUGGUAUUGACUCCUAUUAUGAGUAUUGUCUAAAGGCGUACAUCCUCCUGGGCGAUGAUACUUAUCUGGACAGAUUUAACAAGCAUUAUAAGUCUAUCAUGCAGUAUAUCAACCAAGGCGCCAUGUUUCUCAGUGUUCAGAUGCAUCAGCCUGAGAGGACAUCACACGCUUACAUGGAUGCCCUCCAGGCUUUCUGGCCUGGUUUACAGGUUCUGAAGGGUGAUCUGAAGAAAGCCAUUGAGAUGCAUCACAUGUUAUACGAAGUAGCAAAAAAGCACACCUUCCUGCCUGAGGCGUUUACAACAGACUUUGAGGUGCACUGGGGAGAGCACCCUCUGCGGCCAGAGUUGGUGGAGAGUACAUACUUCCUAUAUGAGGCCACGUUAGACCCAUACUAUCUAGAGGUUGGCAGGAAUAUCGUAGAGAAGAUUAAUGAGCAUGCAAGAGUGCCAUGUGGCUUUGCUGCAUUGAAGGAUGUCAGAACUCUCAGUCAUGAAGACAGGAUGGAUUCAUUUGUCCUGGCUGAGACGUUCAAAUACCUGUACCUCCUCUUUACGGAUAAGAGUGAAUGGACCCUCCCAAUGAAUGACUUCAUACUCACUACAGAGGCCCACUUGCUUCCCCUCAGCCUGUCAAGCGUGUCUCCAAAUGGUACUGCAUAUGAGCAAAUUCGGUAUAACCUGGCAUUGAGCUCUGAGAAUGAGUAUGACUUCACUUGCCCUAACUCUGUCCACCCUGAGGGCAAGGUGAAAUAUGCCGAGGAGGUGCGGCGACAGAUGCUGCUCAAGACACAGGGAAGCUGUCCAAAGCAAGCCAAAGGCUCAUUCAGCUUCUCCUCGGAUAAACCUCCCCGACUUCGUGCGGAGCAGUUUGUUCCUGGUAAUUCUGAACACCUGUCACUGCUCAAGUCCAUGGGUAUCACAGUGGCACAGACCAAGGAGGGCAAGAUACAGCUGAUGCACACUGCUUCAUCGGCGUUCUCUCAGCAAGAGGCCGAGGAAGGCAUUAAAUUUAUGCAGGAAAUGAUAGAGCUUGCAAAACAGCGCAAUGAUCAAGGAGAUAUUGUGCACAAGCCGCGUGUUGUCCAGCUUAUGUCCCCUCCAUAUGACGGCAGCAUCACCCUUAAUGCUGGACCUGCCCAGUUUGGUUUGGAUCUGAGCAAAGGAGAUGUCGGGGUUGGGGCAGAAGUUGUUGUGGCAGAUCCCAUAAAGGGUUGUGUGCCUCUGCUGAACCAGGAGGAAGCCAAACACCGGAUAGUCAUCCUAGAGAGGGGAGAGUGCAUGUUUAUAGACAAGGCUAGAAAUGCCCAGAAAGCAGGUGCACUCGCCGUGAUUAUCAUAGAUAAUAAUGACGGCAGUUCGAGUGACUCUCAGCCCAUAUUCGCCAUGGCAGGGGAUGGGACGAGUAACGAUGUGCGUAUCCCUGCUGUGCUGCUCUUCCACCAGGAGGGACAAAUCCUAAUGAGGGCCAUCACAGCGGUAGAGGAUACUAGCCGCACCCUGAGCGUCAGAGUCGCCGCCAAAGCAAUUAAAGCUGGAGAAAAACCUGCCUCACAGGAGAAGCGUAGCAAUGAGGCAGAAGGGAAACAGCCCUCUGCAAAGGCCCAGGUCCCAGAGGACAAGGUGAAGGCCCCAUCAGGGGCGCAGGUCGGAACGGAAGGCAAGGUGCAAGACCCAGUAACGGCCCAAGUCGAGGAGCUGAAGAAGCGAGUAGAGGAAGAAGAAGCACUCUUGCAAGCGGAGGCUAGGGUAUUUAAUAAAGAAAUACAAGAGAAACUGAAGCAGACCAUUGGUAAAGAUACUGAACGUGCAUCACUCAGUGGCGAAGACUUACUGGUAUCGCACAAAGAAAUAGCAGCAGACAAGAUUGAAGAGCGUGAUUUGCACACUGACCAAGGAACGGAGCCACACGGACAAUUUGUCAGUGUACAUAAGGAAGGAGUGUUUUGUACUUCUAAAGGCCAAGCUCGUGAUAUGGACACUGCAACAUCUGUGGAGAAUAGUCAGGGAUUUACUCAAAACGCCAAACCACACAUGCAAUCAAAGGAAAUUCACUCACGUGCUGAAGCAAAACAUGCAUCAUCACCAAAUGUGGACAGCCAAAGGACUCAUGACUAGAUUAUUUAUAUUUUUUUCCAUUAAAGAUUCUGAUGAAACAUGCCUUUGUUGGGUAUAUAAAUAAAAGUUAUCCAUGGAUAAAAAUUAUCUGAAGUUUCUCCAUAUUUGGAGAAACUUGACAUAUGGUUAAGCCUACAUGGGUUUUCUGUUAUCAAAAUUCACCGAAAUGUAUUAUAAUGCAAGAAAAAAUGCCUUCACAUUAAUAACAAUUUUGUGACAUAGAUAUGUUUUUCAGUAACGCAUGAAUCAAAGUGCGCAUUCUAAAGAUAAAUAUUAGAAGCCCAAAAAACACCAAUCAACAGCUCUGGUGGCUCUGGUGCCUGCAGAAUUUUAGUUCAAUUUAUGAAAACUACAGUAAACACCUUCGUAUAAAAAGAGGGAGAGAUUAAGAACCGGCAGGCUGAAAUGUGGCAUCGUUUUUGACUUAUUGUUUUAAGCUAAAAGUUCCCUGAAUGUUAAAAUUCUUAAUAAAACUUAUGUGAAGCCUUAAAAAUACACUAAAAUGCUAAGACAAUUUUAAACGUCAUUUACAGUUUUUUACAAGAAAAAAAAGGACACCUUUUUCUAAAUAAUAUUCAGCAUUGAUGUUAUUGUUAAAGUCAGAAGCAUUCUUAUUAUUAGCUGUUAUUGUUUGGUAAAUGAAAAAUUAAGAACCAAACCUGAAUUGUCAAAAGAUACCCCUAUUAUCAGAAUCUGUUCAGUCUGAUCUUGGAAAUUACAGGUUCUUAUAUGCGGGUGCUGUUUAAAAGAGAAAUAUAUGUGGAAAUCUUCA
Nematostella vectensis (starlet sea anemone) is the source of this 3882-nucleotide messenger RNA. RefSeq names its product ER degradation-enhancing alpha-mannosidase-like protein 3. Lineage: Eukaryota; Metazoa; Cnidaria; Anthozoa; Actiniaria; Edwardsiidae. The coding region runs from base 180 to 3110 and encodes 976 amino acids. The record is from RefSeq and is a predicted model, not a curated record. Gene Ontology annotation, molecular function: calcium ion binding; mannosyl-oligosaccharide 1,2-alpha-mannosidase activity. Gene Ontology annotation, cellular component: endoplasmic reticulum; membrane. Gene Ontology annotation, biological process: mannose trimming involved in glycoprotein ERAD pathway; endoplasmic reticulum mannose trimming; carbohydrate metabolic process. The transcript has 23 exons.